AUAAAAGAAAUAACAAGGGACGAAAGAAAGAUGGUGGAAAGAACCGAUCUUCUUUCUCUUUUUUAUGCAUGAUCGGCUUGCAAUACGGCUUCAAAUCGGAACCUGAUUGGCUGGGCGAGUGACGCGAGAUGUGGCGUAGCUUGGCCGGCUCAGGCGACGGAUACUGUCCGUGGCGCCACGCGUGUUCGAAGAAACCAGCAGCUGGUCGUGUUGUGGCAGCUCUUCGAAAUCGGCACCAUCGCUCGGCUUUUUGGAUACACCACGUUUUGGAAAUGCUGCCCGUCCUUCUUCUUGUCCUCUUCGCCUCGGUCUCAUCGGCCACUACGGUGGACGAGGUGAACGACUACGUGGACGUGGUGCUCAGUGAACUGGGCCAACAAAUUCAGACACCGUACAGGCCCAAGGACAGCUACAACAAAACAGUGGCCGGACGGCCCGAGAUCUGGGCCUACUUCGGGGACAUCUUCAUCACCGGCUACAACAAGCUGGAACGCGACGGCAACUGCGCCCACGAAGAACACGCGCUGGCCACCGGCAUCACCAUACGCUGCAACCUGACCACCAGGGAGCUCCGCGUCGAUAUCACGGGCACGCUGAAGCACUCGACGUACCCACCCAGGAACGUCCGCGCCAGCGGAGUGUUCCUCAACCCGCACCUGCAGAUGAAGAUCGCCGUGGAACCAUGGAAGGAGAUGAACGUCACGCUACGGCUGCGGCUCACAGUGCCGCAGGUCAAGGUCGUCAACUUGGGCGAAGAGUUCAAGUUCAACAGUAUACGUCUCGGGUACAGGGACGAGAUUAUAUCCAUCAUCAAGAGUUCGACGCCCGAUCUCGAGCAAGACAUGAAGAAGGCCGCUGACAGCGAAGUCAUCCCGUACAAGAGGAAAUGAACAAGUGGUCCACGCUACACUCAUUCUGGUAAUCUGAAGAGUACCUGUCAUUCGCAUGCCUUUACACUGCAACCAUCGAAUCACAGCACGUACUUCAAAGAGCGGCCCCCGUCUCUGACCGAGGGAGUAGUAGUUCGACAAGCCGAAGAAGAAGCAUUUGUUGGCUGCAGCAGCCGGGAGCGGUGCCAGCUUGUGCAUUGGAAUGUGCGUGUCUUGCAUCACGAAUGACUGCGGUGAGCUCGUCAUGGGCAAAGGCAUUCGUAACGAACAGGAGAGGCUACCGGUUGCGCAGUGGCGGACACGUCACUGCGUCCGCUUCAAGAACUCAACUACGAGUGCGAGCUAACCGGUGCUUUCACGCGUGAGUGUUGUGUUGUGCUGUCCAGUAUGAACUGCUGCGAAAGGUGCGCAAUGAGUUUGCGCAAGUGUGAUCGAUAGCUUCUGUGAUGUGUGGUGAACUUUGUUUGCACGCCUAAUAAAGAUGUGAUCGUGUGUUUAAAA
Molecule: messenger RNA, 1391 nt
Organism: Rhipicephalus microplus (southern cattle tick)
Lineage: Eukaryota; Metazoa; Arthropoda; Arachnida; Ixodida; Ixodidae
Source: RefSeq, a predicted model, not a curated record